GACUCCAGGCAUAAGAUGAAAGGCUCUGGUCUUGCCACUGGUCUGCUCUGUGCUGUGCUUUAUCUCCUGGGAACUCCGUCAACUGGGCUUAAGACUCUCCAUUUGGGAAGCUGUGUGAUCACCACCAAUCUCCAGGCAAUACAAACUGGAUUUUCUGAGAUUCGGGACAGUGUGCAAGCUGAAGAUGAAAACAUUGACAUCAGAAUCUUAAAGAGAACUAAGUCUUUGCAAGACACAAAGCCAUCUGAGCGUUGCUGUCUCCUCCGCCAUUUACUCAGACUCUAUCUGGACAGGGUAUUCAAGAACUACCAGACCCCUGACCCUCACACCCUCCGGAAGAUCAGCAGUCUUGCCAAUGCCUUUCUUACCAUCAAGAAGGACCUCCGGCUCUGUCAUGCCCACAUGACAUGCCAUUGUGGGGAGGAAGCGACGGAGAAAUACAGCCAGAUUCUGAGUCACUUUGAAGAGCUUGAGCCUUGGGCAGCAGUAGUGAAGGCUUUGGGGGAACUAGAUAUUCUUCUUCGAUGGAUGGAAGAAACAGGAGGACAAUGAUGACACUGCUGAGAAUAUUCGUGGCCAAGGG
Castor canadensis (American beaver) is the source of this 583-nucleotide messenger RNA. It is a transcript of the gene Il20, whose product is annotated as interleukin 20. Gene Ontology annotation, molecular function: signaling receptor binding. The record is from RefSeq and is a predicted model, not a curated record. NCBI's taxonomy places the organism in Eukaryota, Metazoa, Chordata, Mammalia, Rodentia, Castoridae.